AUUUAUUGACUGCUGCUGCUGGUGUAUGGUGUAUUUUGGUUCCCGGUGGAAUUUGGAAACGAUGAGUUCAGAUAUUGACCGUGAAUAUUCCACCCGCCGUAACUUGCGGCAAAGACAAACGAAGAAAGGCGAUUCUAAUGACGAUAAUGUUGCUAUUGAAUCCGAGAAGAACAAGCGAAAAGGAAAAAAAAGGGGUCAACAUUACGGGAAAAAUUCUGCCUAUGAUGAGUAUGGAAUUGUUCGCUACAGUGGAUUAGAUAUUUGCGACUGCAUGAGCGAAGAGUGUGAUGGAUGCUGGUACGAAUGUCCAAGCUGUGGUUCUACCAGGUGCGGUCCUACCUGCCGAGCUAAUCGAAAGUUUUUCUACGAAGGAAUUAACUACGAUGGAAAGGACUUGUCAAUAACUAAUAAAUUCCUUCCAAAAUAACUUGGAAACUAGUUUUAAAACGCUUCUGUACGCAUAUGACGCUGUAAAACUAGACCACGAGUUAAGUUACAUAUAGGUACUAUUAUAAAAUACAAUUUUUUAUGAAAAUUUGAUUCUGUACGAAUAAAUUAGUGUAAACAUCACGAAAUGUGUGAAAAUAGUA
Molecule: messenger RNA, 590 nt
Organism: Drosophila obscura
Lineage: Eukaryota; Metazoa; Arthropoda; Insecta; Diptera; Drosophilidae
Product: ARL14 effector protein
Exons: 1
Coding region: 26-427 (133 amino acids)
Cellular component (GO): intracellular membrane-bounded organelle
Source: RefSeq, a predicted model, not a curated record